This is a messenger RNA of Emericellopsis atlantica, 2328 nucleotides long. Its product is annotated as kinase-like domain-containing protein. NCBI's taxonomy places the organism in Eukaryota, Fungi, Ascomycota, Sordariomycetes, Hypocreales, Bionectriaceae. Gene Ontology annotation, molecular function: protein serine/threonine kinase activity; ATP binding. Gene Ontology annotation, biological process: intracellular signal transduction; protein phosphorylation. The coding region runs from base 1 to 2328 and encodes 775 amino acids. The record is from RefSeq and is a predicted model, not a curated record. The transcript has 3 exons.
AUGCCGCCUGAAGCAGACGCCUCGCAAGCAGCAGCGGCCCGGGACGACACUGCGGCGUCAGCAACGACCGACACCAAAAGACACCACGAUGACGUCCCCGCCGUGCGCUUCUCUUCCGCCAUUGAAGAGAUUGCCCCCAACGCAGCCCACGCAGCUCAGGCCGAUGCCUCUGGCUCUGCGCCCCAGUCUCCCGAGGUCGCAGCUGACCAGCUGCGUGAAUACACAAAGUCGCUGCACGCGCGGCCUCUGCUGCAGGAAAGGCGCAUGAAUACCUUUCAGUUCGAAGCCUUCUCGCUCCCGGCAUCCAGAGUACCUUCUCGUGAGGAAGACUCUCCGGACAGCUCGCGUCUACCAACGCCUGCCUCGGGCCAGUUCCAACCGUCGCCCCAUGGCAGCCCCAGACUCACGGCCAUGGCCUCACCGCCGCUGACGCCGUCGGGGUCCGGCGGUGCUGGCGCGGCCGAGAAGGCCCAGCCGCCCACGUCGAGGCCCAAGACGCUGGACGUCAACGAUCCGCAAGCGAUCACGCCUCAAGCUUCAACGUCCCACGACAAGUCACCUCAGCAGUCGGCAUCGCAAGGUCAAACCCUCCCACAUCGUCCGGCCUCGCCCAAUCAUACCUUACAACGAUCGGCCUCGGCCGAGGACCAUGAUGUGGACGUCAGGUCCCAUAGAAGGGGCAUGUUUGGGGGAGGCGCCUCCGUGCCGGUCUCGCGCGAAUCUAGUCCAUCGCGCAACGCGGCGUCCAACUUCUACUCCCGGCCCAUGGCCCCUGGCGGCGACGCCAACGACCCGUACGCCAAGGGACGUCGCCCGCAGCAGCACUCUAACCACCACAACAAGAAGCACAUUGAUCCCCGGUUCAUUUUCAGCCGGAAGAAGAAGAAGGCCGCCUCGCCCCCGAGCUCGUCCAAGAACAGCAUCUCGGAGAAGCGCGCCUCGGGGAUGUUCAGCAGAAACUCUAGUCACGAACUCGGCGAGGGUGAGAGCGCCUCAGGGGCCGGUCAUCAACACAACCCGAGCAACGGAUCCAUGUCUGAUCUGAAGCGCUUCUUCAAGGGUGGGAAGAAGCAUCACAAGCCCAAGCGUGAUGCGUCGCCCGCCUCGUCCACCAGGACUGGCUAUCAGACUCCGCCUGCCGCCCGCUCUACGCAGCAACUGCCCUUUGCAGAAGACCAUGGGCUGUCCACGAAAUAUGGCAAGAUUGGGAGGGUGUUGGGUUCUGGCGCUGGCGGCUCCGUCAAGCUGAUGAAGCGGAAAGAGGACAACACCGUCUUUGCUGUCAAGGAGUUCCGCCCGCGGAAUCAGUACGAGACCGAAAAGGAGUACAACAAAAAGGUCAUGGCCGAGUUCUGCGUCGGCUCCACGCUGCACCACGGCAACAUUAUCGAGACGCUCGACAUUGUCCAGGAAAAGGGCCGCUGGUACGAGGUGAUGGAGUACGCACCCUUUGACCUGUUCGCGACGGUCAUGACCGGCAAGAUGGGGCGAGAGGAGAUCAGAUGCUGUUUCCUGCAAAUUUUGAAUGGCGUUACUUAUCUACACAGUCUUGGGUUGGCGCAUCGGGAUCUCAAGUUGGAUAAUGUGGUAAUCAGCGACAAGGGGAUCAUGAAAAUCAUCGACUUUGGAAGCGCCCACGUCUUCAGGUAUCCUUUCGAGUCGGGCAUUGUGCCGGCAAAGGGUAUUGUUGGGUCGGAUCCGUACCUCGCCCCCGAGGUGUACAAGUCCAAGGAGUACGACGCCGCGGCGGUGGACAUUUGGUCUUUGGCCAUAAUCUUUUGCUGCAUGACCCUGCGGAGGUUUCCGUGGAAGCUGCCGCAGGAGGACAAGGACAACUCAUACAAGCUGUUUGCUGCCGAGCCGACACCCGGCCACGACCCGGCCAAGCUGGUCCAUCCGAGUCGGAGGCACGGCAGUCUCGCCGAGGCGGCGCACGAGGAGGACGCGCACAAGAGCGAGCGGAGAUCCGAGCAGCAGAAACAUGAGGAGCCCUCGCGCCAGGCGCCCGCCGACGAACACGAGAAGAAGGACAGGGAGCGUUCGCAUGAUGCCUCGCACGCUCCAUCGGGCCAGCAAGGCCAUGGUGAGAAGAAGGAAGUUAUCAAGGGGCCUUGGCGGAUUCUGCGGCUGUUGCCGAGGGAGAGCAGAUACAUCAUCUGGCGCAUGCUCGACAUCAACCCCAAGACGCGCGGCACCAUGGAAGAGAUCCUCGCCGAGCCCUGGGUGGCCGACUCUCUGAUAUGUCAGCAGACGGACGACGGGACGGUCAUCCUGGCGGAGGAUCACGAGCACACGCUGCAGCCACCGAGCAACCCGCCGGCUGCCUAA